AUGGAUGACGAUGACUAUUGGAAUACGAGUGAAACAAAGGCCAAGGCUUUCAGUUUUGAUGACGAUGUCCUCUCAACACAAGAGAUCCUGGCCAUUGGUCAGAAGUCCUACUCCUCACCAGGACAGAGCGAAGAGAGCCUCUUCAAUAACAUCAGCAUAUCCACAGUUCAGUCAGCAGCCAUACCACUGAACAGUCUUGUUUCAUCUAAAGUUUUAGAUCUGAUUCUUCUAGCACAGUCAGGCAAAGACCCCUCAAAGGAGACUAAAUACGAACCUGAACAGACAGUAGCUAUGACCCUCAAGAGACUGACUCUUGGUCGCAGCUGUUCCUUACAUGUACACCGCAGUAUGAAGAGCAAGACGGAGUUACUAGAUGGAGCGCUGGCUAUAGGAGAUGGGAAUGCUGUGUUGACUGUAGUUCUAUUCCUAAUUCAGACGCUGAACAAGAAGCUUGUUUAUGAGCUGUUGUCUUCAAGACCUGUAGCUCUGAACCACUACAUAGCAUUCUUACAGAACGAGGGGAAAAUAUCAGAACUCACGGACUUAUUAACGAUGUUGGGACGAAGCCCUGAUGCAGCUAUGUACCAAUACCAACACACAGUGAAGACACAGGGCAACAAUGUAGAUGUGUUGCUAAGAAAGUUGGGCAACUUGUUGGCCAACCAUUUCAACCAGCCCGGUGUCGACCAACACCAAGCCAAGAUGAUUGCUGACUAUAUUAAAUUGUUAGAAUGGCAGAAACACGUGAACAAGCCAGAGUUGAGCUACAAGUCAGUGAUUCAGUGUCUGGCGUACAACUGCACGCACCACUGGCACGAGGGGGCCGGGAAUGCCAUGUCGCCACUCACCCUGUGUCAACGGCAUCAGAUAACUCCGCUACAAUACGAUUGGGUUGUGUUGAACGUGCACGCUAAAUCCGGCAAAUGGGACAUCGUGGAAUCAUUAUUUACUAAAAAGGACUGGUUCGGUCGCACAACAAUAUCGUCGAACAUCCCAAUAGAGACACUCCUGUCCCGCCUCAGUCAGUUGCAGGCCAGCAAGCAACUACUCGCCACAUGCGUCAACAAAGUCGCCAACAGUGACGACAGGCUGCGACUCGCGCAUAUGUAUAAGAUCCAUGCAGUUGUAAUAGAGACCCUAGCGAAGCAGAAAGAUAGAACAGCGCUCACCAACUACAAGAUGACCUUGAACCCCCAGUCCGAAGAAUAUAUACUCGCUGAGAAUACUCUUAGAGAUAAUGUAAGUAAUAUACUGAACUAG
This is a messenger RNA of Spodoptera littoralis (African cotton leafworm), 1260 nucleotides long. The record is from the annotation of a GenBank genome assembly. Lineage: Eukaryota; Metazoa; Arthropoda; Insecta; Lepidoptera; Noctuidae.